This is a messenger RNA of Cyprinus carpio (common carp), 2243 nucleotides long. Its product is annotated as dopamine beta-hydroxylase-like. Gene Ontology annotation, biological process: dopamine catabolic process; octopamine biosynthetic process; norepinephrine biosynthetic process. Lineage: Eukaryota; Metazoa; Chordata; Actinopteri; Cypriniformes; Cyprinidae. Gene Ontology annotation, cellular component: secretory granule membrane. The record is from RefSeq and is a predicted model, not a curated record. Gene Ontology annotation, molecular function: dopamine beta-monooxygenase activity; copper ion binding.
GCCAGAGAGAGUCCACAGCACAACAGAAGUGGACCAACAUGAGGAACAGUGGACACCUACCAACUGAGACAUCAAACUGAAGCCGGGUCUAAGAAGUCAAGAUAAGAAAAAUCAACAGAGAUGCUCAAGAACAACAGUAGCGAUAAAGGAGUGAACGCUACUGCAGUGAAAUCAAAUCAAACAUUUUUACAACAAGAGGCAAAAGAAUAUCUUCAGGAAAGCCCAAAGACGUCCUACUACAGAACAACAGAAGGGCCUUCAAGCAGAAGACAACACAGGCAAUGCGCCUUCUGAACAAAGACCUGUGCUUGCAAGAUGUCACCCUCAUGUACCUCACCGUUUUGGCCACUGUGGUGGUGCUCUUGGUGGCUUCCUACCAGGCUCCUGCGGUCCACUCCAGACCCGCCCUUGCCUACCACAUCCCCUUAGACCCCUCGGGUCAGCUGGAGCUGUCCUGGAACAUCAGCUAUCCCACCCAGGAGGUCUAUCUGGAGCUGAAAGUCAAAGAGCUCCACCAUGGUGUUUUGCUAGGCAUGUCCGAUCGGGGAGAGCCCACAAAUGCCGACCUGGUCCUUCUGUGGGACGACGGUCACAAAUCCUAUUUUGGGGAUGCUUGGAGUGAUAAUGAAGGCAGAGUGAUGCUGGACGCUCAGCAGGACUAUGAGCUGCUGGAGACUCAUCAGUCCACUGAAGGCUUCUUCCUGCUCUUCAAAAGACCAUUCAGCACCUGCGACCCACACGACUACAUCAUAGAGGAAGGUACUGUCCACAUCAUCUACGCCAUGCUGGAGCGUCCCAUCCUAUCUUUACAUGAGCUCAACAUUUCUCAUCUCCAGCCUGGCAUCCAGCGAGUGCUGCUCCUGCGUCCAGACGCUCCGUCCCCUGCUCUCCCGAGAGAUGUCCGCACUCUGGAGGUCCUGGCCCCUGAUGUUAUCAUUCCCACACAGGAAACCACUUACUGGUGCCACAUCUAUCAGCUCCCGCCUAAUAUGCCCAAGAACCACAUUGUCAUGUACGAGUCUGUGAUCACUCCUGGUAAUGAAGCCAUUGUUCAUCACAUCGAAGUGUUCGAAUGCUCUCCUCAGAUGGACACCGUGCCUCAAUACAGCGGCUCUUGUGAUUCAAAGAUGAAGCCCCGCAAACUCAAUUACUGCCGACACGUUCUGGCUGCCUGGGCCUUGGGAGCGGAGCCAUUCUACUACCCUGCUGAUGCUGGUUUGCCUCUGGGAGGAGAAGGUUCUUCUAGGUUCCUUCGGCUUGAAGUUCAUUACCACAACCCUCUCCUUAUAUCAGGACGGAGGGACUCCUCAGGCAUUCGUUUGUGGUACACUCCAUCACUGAGGAGGUUUGACGCAGGCAUCAUGGAGCUGGGGCUAGUCUACACGCCUGUCAUGGCCAUUCCUCCCCGCCAGCGCUCUUUCCAGCUGACUGGCUACUGCACCGCCAAAUGCACACAGACGGCUCUUCCUGUAGGUGGUGUACACAUCUUUGCGUCCCAGCUGCACACUCAUCUGGCUGGACUCGGGGUGAGGACCGUCCUGGUACGAGGAGGCAGAGAGGUGGACGUGGUACAGGAGGACAAACAUUUCAGCACUCACUACCAGAUUAUCCGUGUUUUAAAGAAGAUGGUGACUGUUUUGCCAGGCGACGCUCUCGUCACAAAGUGCACGUAUAACACUGAAGACAGGAACAAAGCUACCGUGGGUGGUUUUGGGAUCAUGGAAGAGAUGUGUGUCAAUUACGUGCAUUAUUACCCCCGUACACAGCUGGAGCUGUGCAAGAGCCACGUGGACAUAGAUUACCUGCAGAAAUACUUCAGUCUCAUCAACAGGUUUCAAGGACGUGAGAGUUGCAGUUGUCCCGGGACGACGGUGGAAGAGCAGUUCUCCUUGCUAUCCUGGGACGGCUUCAGCGGGGAGGUGCUGAACUCCCUCUACCUCACCUCCCCAAUCUCAAUGCACUGCAACCAAUCCACAGCUGAGCUCUUUCCUGGUGAAUGGGAGAAGCAGGAGAUACCGGUGGUGACGGCGGAGCUCCAGAGAGCCCUGUACCCGUGUGAAUUAAGCGGCCGAGCGUCCUCUCAGAAUGACAGCCCUACAGAGGUCAGGUCCAAUGGCAGCGUCUGAUGCCCACACAUGCAUCUGACUCCUGCUGAGCUCAGCCUUUACUGUUCAACAACACAUCCAUGCAGCAGCCUGGAGCAUGUGUGCUUCAAAGUUAUCAAAUAAAUUACCCAAGUACUG